Amborella trichopoda is the source of this 3107-nucleotide messenger RNA. RefSeq names its product LEUNIG-like protein (gene LUH). Lineage: Eukaryota; Viridiplantae; Streptophyta; Magnoliopsida; Amborellales; Amborellaceae. Gene Ontology annotation, molecular function: transcription corepressor activity; protein binding. The record is from RefSeq and is a predicted model, not a curated record.
CACGCUCAAUUAAAUGGACAGAGCAGAGCUUGAGUUUGAGUUCGUUUUGAUUUCUUUGGGGCGGUGAACAAGAAUAUAUUGCGAAAGAAUUCAUCAGGAAAUCUUGAAUUUAAUUCGGAAAGUCCAUGGUUUUUUUCUUGGAGUUUGAGCUAGGAUUUCUGAUGUGGAGUCGUUGUAUAUCUGGAGGCCUUGAUCAUUAAUGCAGGAUGCUGGUUUCCUGCUUCACUUUGUUUUGCUGAAUCAGAGCUUUUUCGACUGAUUAAGAGAUCGGAACUGCCUGUUUUAAUUUCUUCAUCAAUUUCAGGAUCGAGGCCAAUCAUGGCGCAAAGCAGUUGGGAAGCAGAUAAAAUGCUUGAUGUCUAUAUUUAUGAUUAUCUAUUAAAGAGGAAUCUGCAAGCUUCUGCCAAAGCUUUCAUGGUGGAAGGGAAAGUUGCUUCAGACCCAGUAGCUAUUGAUGCACCGGGGGGCUUCCUUUUUGAAUGGUGGUCUGUCUUCUGGGACAUAUUUAUUGCAAGGACAAAUGAGAAACAUUCUGAGGUUGCUGCUGCUUAUAUUGAGGCACAACAAAUGAAAGCCAGAGAGCAGCAACAGAUGCAAAUGCAACAAUUUCAAAUUAUGCAGCAAAGGCAUGCUCAAAUGCAACGAAGAGAUGCGAACCAUGCUUCCCUUAAUGGCCCAUUAAAUGGAAUGAAUUCCGAGGGGGUGUUGGGUCAGUCUCCAGCAAGUGUUCUUGCUGCAAAGGUUUAUGAAGAACGCUUGAAACACCCUCACUCGAUGGACUCGGAGUCAUCUCCUCAGCUUCUCGAUGCCAACAGGAUGGCCCUUCUGAAAUCUGCUACCAACCAUUCAGGCCAGUUGCUUCAAGGAACUCCUGGGAAUGUAUCUGCUGCAUUACAGCAAAUCCACGCACGAUCUCAGCAGACGGCUGAUAUCAAAAGUGAAGUCAAUUUGGCUGCAAGUCAGAGGUCUUUGCCAAUGGAUUCAUCCAUGUACGGACAAGGAGUUAUGCAGUCAAAAUCUGGCCUUGGUAGCCCAGGAAUAAAUCAGGGUGUCAGUGGUUUGCCAUUGAAGGGUUGGCCUUUAACUCAGGGCAUUGACCAACUUCGAUCAGGUCUAGGUCAGCAAGUACAUAAAUCCUUUUUGCAAACUCCAAAUCAGCUGCAACAGUUUCAGCUUUUGUCACCUCAGCAGCAACAUCAUCUUUUAGCACAGGCUCAGGCACAUGCAGCACAAGGCGGUUUGGGUUCAUCGGGUACACCCAACUAUGGAGAAAUGGAUCCUCGAAGAUUUAGGGUUUUGCAAAGGGGUGGUUUGAAUGGGAAGGAUGGCCAACCCACAGGAACUGAUGGAACUAUGGGUUCCAUCCAAGCAAGCUCUCCCAUGGCCAGAGCGGGGUCACAAGAUCAGGCUGAACUUCUCAUGAAGAUGAAGAUGACACAGAUACAGCAGCUGUCAGCACAUCAGCAACCAACAGAUCAGCUGCAACAGCAACAACUACAACAGAAUAACCGAAAAAGGAAGCAGCAAUCUCCCUCUGGGGCUGCAAAUAGUACUGGUACUGGAAACACCACUGGUCCUUCCCCAAACUCUGCACCUUCAACUCCGUCAACUCAUACGCCCGGUGAUGGGAUGACCAUGCCUGGAAGUUUAACACAUGUGAAUAGUAUGCCUAAAAGCUUAAUGAUGUAUGGUCCAGAUGGGACAGGUGGACUUACAUCAUCUUCAAAUCAGCUGGAAGACAUGGAACACUUUGGAGAUGUUGGUUCCUUGGAGGAUAAUGUCGAAUCUUUUUUGUCUCAUGAUGAUGGAGAUACUCGAGAUGCACUAUUUGGCUCACUAAAAAGAAGUCCUAUGGAGCAUAACACAGAUUCAUCAAAGGGUUUUUCUUUCUCCGAGGUUGAUUGUCUAAGUUCAAACAACAGCAAAGUUAUCUGUUGUCAUUUCUCUUCUGAUGGAAAGUUGUUAGCUAGUGCUGGACAUGAGAUGAAGGUUGUUCUUUGGAACAUGGACACCCUAAAAACAGAGAGCACUCCUGAGGAGCACACUAGUCUAAUCACUGAUAUACGAUUCAAACCUAAUUCAACACAGUUAGCAACUUCUUCAUUUGAUAGGACUAUUAGAUUGUGGAAUGCAACUGACCCGAGUUAUUGUUUGCCUCCAUUGACUGGCCACAAAUCGCAUGUGAUGUCUCUGGAUUUUCACCCAAAGAAGACCGAUCUUCUGUGCUCAUGCGAUGGUAACAGUGAAAUCCGAUAUUGGAAUGUUGCUCAGCUAUCAUGCACCCGUCUUUCGAAGGGCGGAACAGCACAAGUCAGAUUCCAGCCUAGGGUUGGGCAGCUAUUGGCAGCAGCAGCAGAAAAUGUUGUAUCUAUAUUUGAUGUUGAGACUGACAGGCGCACUCACACAUUGAAGAGGCACACUAAGCCAGUCCAUUCAGUUUGUUGGGAUGCCAGUGGAGACUAUCUAGCUUCUGUGAGUGAGGACUCGGUUAGAGUUUGGUCUCUGGCAUCUGGUGAAGAGUGCAUUCACGAGCUCAAUUCUAAUGGCAACAAUUUCCAUUCUUGUGUUUUCCACCCAAGUUUCCCUACCCUCUUAGUUAUUGGUGGCUACCAGACUUUGGAGCUAUGGAACAUGGCUGAGGACUCAAGGAUGUCGAUUCAGGCCCACGAAGGCCUCAUCGCUGCUCUUGCACAGUCGCCAGCAACUGGCAUGGUUGCCUCUGCUAGCCAUGACAAAUGUGUUAAGAUAUGGAAGUGAGAAGGGUGCUGAGUUUUACUUUUAACCAAAAAGAAAGAAAAAAAGAAAGAGAGAGAAUGAGAUUAGGGAGUAUAGAGUGAGAAAAAUGGGUGAAGGGUGGCCUCCAUCUUGUGUUUGUUGGAUGGUUUUCAUAAAUGAAAUAAAUUGGGAAUGUGGUUGCUUUGAAGCUCAUGCAUGAUGCAUGGAUGCAUGCUUUCAUGUAUGUAUGAUUGCUUUGUCCUUCCAAUGCUUCAUCGGUAAGUGCAUGGAUGCAUGUAUCUAUGUAUGUAUGAUGUGAUGUGUAAUACCAUCGGACUUGCGUAUGUAUAUGUGGGUGUUGUAGCCCAUUAAUAGAGAUUAUUGAUCCAGAA